AGGACCUGGCUGCUAUUGGCUGUAGCCCUGUGGGGGUCUUGGACCUGGUGGUCCCAGGGACUGUGGAGGAAGACUUUUAAAAUGCAGAGUGCUGUGAACUUUCUCCCCCAGGGCUCCUCUCUGGCCUCCCCUGUCCAUGCAGCAGCAGUGACAGGGGACAAGGCGACAUUACUGCGCCUCAUAGGCUCCAAUUCAGGGCUGACAGACCAGGAGGACCAGUUAGGACGGACGCCCUUGAUGUACAGUGUGUUGGGGGACCGCAAAGCGUGCGCUGAGGCUCUGUUGCGGCACGGCGCCCAGGUCAAUCGUUGUGACAGGAGUGGCCGCUCUGCGCUACAUUUAGCAGCCCAAGCCGGCAACCAUCGCCUGCUGAAACUUCUCCUGGCCCGUAAGGCAGACUGCACCCAUCGUGACCUGCGUGACAUUACCGCCCUGCAUCUCUCCACGCGUCACCAAGAUACUCGCUGCCUGGCUCUACUCCUCAAAAACACGCCGCCGGGUCAGGUGGAUGCUCAGGAUCAGCGCAAACAAACAGCACUUCAUUGGAGUGCGUAUUACAACAGGCCGCGCCAUGUCAGGCUGUUGGUGCGGCAUGGGUCCAACAUUGGUAUCCCUGAUCAGGAAGGGAAAAUACCCCUACACUGGGCUGCAGGUCACAAAGAUCCAGAGGCAGCAUGGACAGUGCGUUGUUUGCUAGAAGCAGCUCCCACUGAAUCCCUCCUCAAUUGGCAGGAUUACGAAGGACGCACCCCGCUGCAUCUUGCUGUUGGUGAUGGUAACCAAGAAGUAGUGCGGCUUUUGAUGUCAUACCGCGGUUGCAAUGGGGCCCCGUAUGACAACCUGUUCCGUACUCCAUUACACUGGGCUGCACUGUUGGGUCACACUUCUAUUGCACAACAGCUUCUUGAAAGAAAUCAUUCCCCCAAUAUACUUUCAGAUAGUCAAGGAGCUACUCCACUGCAUUAUGCAGCCCAAGGAAAUUGCCCGGACACUGUACGAGUACUGCUGUCUCACUCGUCGGUGAGAGAUGAAGCCGAUUUGGAAGGAAGAACUGCAUUUAUGUGGGCAGCAGGAAAAGGCAGCGAUGAAGCAAUAAAAGCUAUGCUUGAGUUAGACUCCAACUUAGAAGUCAACAGAACUGAUAAAUAUGGUGGAACAGCACUCCAUGCAGCUUCUCUCUCAGGACAAAUAAGCACAGUACGGAUUCUUUUAGAAAAUGGUGCCCAAGUGGAUGCAUGUGACGUAAUGAAGCAUACACCAUUGUUUAGAGCUUGCGAGAUGGGGCACCGCGAAGUUAUUCGUACACUCAUUAAAGGAGGUGCUAAAGUGCAGUUGGUGGACAAAGAUGGACGUUCUCCUCUCCACUCAGCUGCAUUAGGGGGCAAUGCCAACGUCUGUCAGAUACUUAUAGAAAACAACAUUAAUCCUAAUGCACAAGAUUAUGAAGGCAGAACCCCCCUACACUGUUCAGCUUACGGAGGCUAUAUCGGUUGUAUGGAAGUACUAAUUGAGAACAAAGCAGAUCCUAAUAUCCAAGAUAAGAAUGGACGAACUGCUUUGCAUUGGUCCUGUAAUAAUGGUUACCUGGAUGCAGUAAAACUUCUUCUUAAAUAUGAUGCCUUUCCUAAUCAAAUGGAAAACACGGAAGAGAGAUACACACCAUUCGACUAUGCUCUGCUUGGUGGUCACCAGGAGGUUAUACAAUUCAUGCUGGAACAUGGUGCGUUGUCUAUUGCUGCUAUCCAGGAUAUUGCAGCCUCCAAAAUCCAAGCUGUAUACAAAGGUCACAAAGUACGGAGAGCCUUCCGUGAGAGGAAGAACCUAUUAAUGAAACAUGAGCAGUUGAGGAAAGGAGCUGCUGCAAAAAAGAGGGAGGGCGAAAACAAGAGAAAGACAAAAUUGUUGCUGAUGGGGCAGGAGAAGAAGAAAGAAGACAGUCAUAAAGAUGAAUACUUUUUCAGUGUAAAGCAAGACCAAUCCCAGGAUCAGUGGACAGAAAAAAGACAGAGUGAACAACUUACGGAGGUGUCACAUGAGCCGAAGGAGGAGGGAGAAAGUGAGCAUCAGGCCCAAAACAGGACUGCUCAGCAGGUCCCUAGGAAAGAAACCUCACCAAGACACAAGGAUCCUAAUAUGAGUCCUGUAGUAGCUAAUGUAAGAAGUGUUGCCCAAAUUUCAGCAUCUGCAAGUGAACAUUCUGAGAAGCAAUACAAUGAAAAUGGUCCUAACCAAAGUCAAAAUGAAAAUAAGAAGACUUCUAGACAUACAAAAGAAAUCUCAGAUGUGAUGCAAGGUUCAGGGGAUUAUGAACUUAACGAGACUGUUAGAAGAUCUCACCGAGUCAAGAAGGGAACUUCAAGUGCUUUUAGUCCAAAGAGAGAGUGCAACCAUCAAGAUACUGAAAAUCAUGAACUUGACAUCAAAGAAUGUAAUGCUUCAGAUACUUCCAUUUAUGAAGGCAAAGCAAAUAUUCAAAAGGUAACAAAAAAUACCACAGGCCACAGUAAUAAAAGAGGAACUGAAGACCUCAUCCAAAAAUUGGAAAACUGCAGCCUUUUGAACGUUGAACGUAGGCAUUCAUCUAGGAGACUGAAACCCGGGUCUGACAGUGUGAUUGAUAGAAUGUUGGACCAUAACAAUUAUCUGAAGGGUAGGGAGACAGGGGAUAGACAAAGCGGCCAACCUAGGAAACCAAGAUCUUCCCAAAACAAACAGCGUCCUGUAACUGGGAAACCUGGCCAAAAUGAGGAACGAAAGACGAGAAAAGCCCAUUGGUGCGCAUCUGCUGUGAGGUGCUCAGUACCCUAUCAGAACAAACAUGCUACCGCAUGUACAAAAUAUGAAGGGAAUUCAUCAUCUUAUGAUGCGGGUUUCAAAAGAGCCCAAAUGAUUCCAUUAUCUAGAGAGAAUACGCUUGGAGAAAACUGUAAGAUCAACUGGCAACAUUUAGACAUCGAAUUCAUUCCCUUACAGGCAAGAUUACUCCUGGUGGAGAGAGAAAAGGCCAGAAAACAGUUAUUCCAUCUCAAAUACCAGGCCGCAACAGUAAUUCAGAGGGCCUGGAGAGCACACAGGAACCGAAGAAAAUGUAACACAAUACGGAAAUCACGGUCUAAUUUACAUUGAAGGUAUUUUCAUAGAGACAUAUGUUUUUCUUAUAAUAUAUUCAGGCUAUUAUCAGCAGGUAUUAGGACGUGUGCCAUUGCUGUCUUUUAAGAGGUAAAUUACAACUAAGAACAGCCAUCUUUUUACUAGAUGACCUGGAUUUAGUUUUUGUUGCAUAACAGUAACUUGAGUGUUUUGAAUGUUGUACAUUUAGUAUAUCACAUUACUAAACAUGCACGGAAAAAAUGACCUUUUGUAAGGUUUGCUAGAAAUGAAUAUGGCUGCUGUUUGUAAUGUACCUUUGCCAAUAUAUAUUGGAUUAUUGCAACUAAUUUAACUGUAAACUGUGCAUUUUUUUUUUACAGUCAGUAUUAUUCUAAAGUGGCAAGAAAACUUUAGAAAAGUGUAUUUAAUAAAUAAUAGAACAGAUUUUUGUAAGCAGACAUGUCAUCCACAAAUGUGUGAAAAUAUGGAUUUGUAAUAGGAAAUAACAUUUGAUCGGUACAUUAGAGGCUGGUUGACAAAACUCCAAGCAUCCUAUAGCAGCAACAGAUUGCCCCCUCCUCAGCCACAUCAAUAACACUUUAAUAAAGUACACACCAAACAAAAUAACCACUACAACAUGCUGUACUGCUUAUGGUGCCAGGAGCCCAUCCACAUAAAAGUGGUCGAACUGUUUAAGAACAGUUUGACUUACACCUUCUGCGCUAAGCCCUGCAGUGCACGUACAUCUCAUUAGCAGAGAGUGUAAGCUGAUCUCUCACAACCAAUGACCCAAGUUGGAGUGGAUAUAGCUUCAAGCCAUCAUGGAGGGGAUCCCAGUUAAGAAGUCAAUCCUUUCUAGAACAGUUUGACUUCAUAAAUAGGUAGGGGCCUGUCACCAUUACCACUACAGGGUGCUGUAAUGGUUGUAAAGCUUGGCAUGUUCCUUUAACACACCAGCAUUAUCUGUGUGACAUUUGUGUUUUUUUGGAUGCACAAACCCAUUUCAUCUGUGUCGAAUAUAUCAAAUCUACACCUGAACAAAUUGAUCCGUCCGGGAUUUACCUGUGGAGUCUUAUAAUGGUCCACAAGUAAAUCCCGGAUGUAUAGAUUCGUUCGGGAUAAGAGAAAAAUAACCCGAUUCGUUCGUCACAGCUGAAAUGGAUUUGUUCACAAGUCUAUAAUUUAAUUUGUUCUUUAAUGGAUUCCUGUCACGCACAUGAUGCUAGGAUAGAGGAAUAGGUUUAGUUUGACAUUUCCGCCCUGCCAGGGAAACUUGCAAUAUACCCAGUGUGGUUAUGUGCAAUGCACUUUAUGGUGUUUAUUCACAAAAAUACUAAACUCUAUGGAAUUAAAAAAAUAAAAAUACUAACACGUUUUUUAACCAAAUGUAUUGGAAAUAUUCUCAAACUCUGGCUUACAACACUUUGACUUGCCAUUUCAGUUACAAAUGUUUUCAGGAAUCGGCAUAGAAAAAAAGAUUUUCAUAAAAUUAUCUGAUUCAACCACAGAGAAACUGCUGUGGUCUUAAGACUAAUAAGUCACUUUGUAAAAGUAAAUAGGUCGUCAAUAUCUCCACACCCUGUCUUGUAAGAUAUAUACUAAAAUGUGACACAACCAAAAAAAAAAAAAAAAAUUACAUAUCAUCUUAAAAUUGUAGUGUUUUAUAAAUGAUUAUAUUUAAGAGAUUUAUAACAAUUCAAGUGUUACAUUUACAUAUUCACGAGAAUGUUUCCAAUCCCUUUCCAGUAAUCCACCUUUAGUACGUGUUUUGUAACCGGUACAGAGAAUUUUUAUUUUAAAAAAAGGGUUUUUUUUUUGUUUGUUUUUUGUGUGGCGGGGGGAUGGCCCCAUAACACAAAAUACUACUUAUAUUUUAUAUGACUUGCUGCCUUACACAUAUUUAUAUCUUAUGCACACCUUUAUAUGCAUUGUGUUUACAUGUAUAUAACAUUGUAUAGAAUAUACAGUAGAAUUUUAUGAUUACAUAUGUAUCCGUUCGUU
Molecule: messenger RNA, 5091 nt
Organism: Pelobates fuscus (common spadefoot toad)
Lineage: Eukaryota; Metazoa; Chordata; Amphibia; Anura; Pelobatidae
Gene: INVS
Product: inversin
Exons: 1
Coding region: 82-3126 (1014 amino acids)
Biological process (GO): protein localization to ciliary inversin compartment
Cellular component (GO): ciliary inversin compartment
Molecular function (GO): protein binding
Source: RefSeq, a predicted model, not a curated record